AAACUUUGAGAGAGAGAGAGAAAGAUAUGUACGGUACAAUAAAACAUAUUGGAAUGAUGCAAUCCACGGAAAUAGACUAGUUUUGUUGUGGUGCAUCGGUUAGAUUUAAGAUUGCUCGAAAAGUCCAAUCCCAGCAGUUAAAAAAGGUCUUGUCCCAGGCUUUGGAGUAAAGGUGUUACACUUCUCCUCCGGCAAAUAUUGUGGCACGCCUCUUGCCUGUUCAACAAGCCCCCAGGCCCUAAAAGAUGUUGCACAAAAUUCUAACUCUCUGACAGUUAUAAGUCAUAUUUAAAGACCCCAAUAAAAAAUAAAAACUUACAUAUAUAAGUUGAAUAUCAUGAACUUGUAUAUUAGCUAUUAAACUGGUACAAAAUGAGUUCAACGUCAAAGAUCAGGCAUUGAGCUUAAGCGGAAAAAUAGUACACGGCCAGACAGGGGUUGGAACCCGGGACCCUCCAAUCACAGGUCCAUACAAGAUGGGAAAUGCCGGUCCCUCAGGCCCUGCUGACAUGGAGUCUGCAGAAGCCAAGUAUAUACAACAAACUGUCAAAGACAACUGUGUGGUCAUCUUCUCCAAGUCAUACUGCCCCUAUUGUGAUGAGGCAGACAAAAUUUUCAAAAGGCUUCAAGUGCAAACCACAAAAAUUGAACUGGAUGACAGAAAAGAUGGAGAAAAAUUGCAGAAUAUACUAGGGCACAUGACAGAUGCAUAUACUGUUCCUAGAGUGUUUGUGAAUGGAAAGUGUAUCGGUGGCGCUUCAGAGACCAAACAGCUACACAAGAAAGGACAGUUGGAAGAACUUAUCAAACAGUGUGGGAUGUGUAGCUGAGGAUUUGGAGUCUGAACAUAUUUGUCACAGUUUAAUUAUCAAUACCAACUCUACUCAGGAUGUGUACCAAGUCCUUUUUAAUUGGUUAACUGGAUCAUUGUUUAUAUGAAAAGAAGAUAUAUAUAUAUAUAUAUACAAUAUGGGCAAAGAAGUAGUAACGACAAAGCUGUAUUAUUGUCUCAUGGUGAAUGUUUUCUGUUCUAUGUUGUGAUAUGCAAAUUUUCAUGUUCCUGUCUUGAUAGAGGAGCAGAUCGCCAUGAAAGUUUGACAAAUUUCUGUGUCUGUACUGUUGUUAUUACUUCUUUGCCCAUAUAUUCUAUUUUAGUAAUACACAUCCAACCAACAUUUAUUUGUUGGGAUCCAGUGCCAAUAUUGGAUCAUACUGUCGUUAUUACUCAUGAGACCUAUAUAUAUAAGAAGCACCACAUGCAUCAUGUUAACAUCCCUAAAACAAUGUUAACAUAUCUAAACCAGUGCCUAUAGAACAAGCGUUAUUGUGAUACACAAUGGUAUAUAAAGUAUAAAUCUUAUUCAUAUUUAGGAAGUCACUUAAACAUUAUUGUACAAUCAUAUUUUAAUGAAAAGUACCUUGAUAGAAACAUGUCUUUUUUGGGUGUACCCAUUUAACCAAUGGUAAUAAAGAUAUUAUUGACUUGUUUUGUAUUGUGCAAUAAACUGUUCAUUACAUGUAC
This is a messenger RNA of Mizuhopecten yessoensis (Yesso scallop), 1522 nucleotides long. RefSeq names its product glutaredoxin-2, mitochondrial-like. The transcript is spliced from 3 exons. Lineage: Eukaryota; Metazoa; Mollusca; Bivalvia; Pectinida; Pectinidae. The coding region runs from base 477 to 830 and encodes 117 amino acids. The record is from RefSeq and is a predicted model, not a curated record.